Messenger RNA from Nicotiana attenuata, 2517 nucleotides. RefSeq lists its product as uncharacterized. The transcript is spliced from 14 exons. The record is from RefSeq and is a predicted model, not a curated record. NCBI's taxonomy places the organism in Eukaryota, Viridiplantae, Streptophyta, Magnoliopsida, Solanales, Solanaceae. Gene Ontology annotation, molecular function: catalytic activity. The coding region runs from base 235 to 2367 and encodes 710 amino acids.
AAACAAAAAAAAGUGUUAUCGUGGUGCAUUGCCCUCCUCAACUCUCAUUCUCUUUCCUGUCUCAAAAUCUCAGCUUCCUUCCUCCGCCACAAGACCACCUUAAUUCCUGUCUCUGUCGGAUCAGAAUUUCAAGAACCAUGUAAUGUAACCCUCCAAUUUUCUUGCCUUAUCAUACCUCCUUUCGUUAAUGGAUUUCAAGUCCCAUCAAACCCUUAAACCUUGUCUCUCCUCUCUAUGGCUCUUCUUUCUUUCCCUCGUUUUCUUUCUCCCUCAUUCUCUUCGAACCCCAAAGCUCGUCCUUCUCUCUGUUGUACAUCUUCUAUAAUGUCCGUGAAGAAAAUGAAAGCGGCUGGUUCUGGUGCUGGGAACAAAGAUGCAGCAGCUAUACUAUGGUACAAACACGAUCUUCGUGUCGACGAUCACCCCGGCAUUGUUGCAGCUUCUAUGCAUCGCACACUUGUACCUUUAUACAUCUUCGAUCCCCGGAUUCUUUCUCGAUUUCCGGAUGACAUGCUCGAAUUACUUCUUUUUGCUUUGAAGGAUCUGAAGAGUUCACUCAGGGAGCAGGGAUCUAAUCUGAUGAUUAGGUUCGGGACUGCAGAGAGUAUCAUAGAAGGGCUUGUCAAAGAGGUCAAGGCUACCAACAUAUUUACAGAGGAGGAGGUGGAGUUUGGCUUAUGGAGAAUGGUAGAAGGUGUAAAAGAGACCUUGGAUACAAUAUCUUUUGCUGAGGGGACUCCCAAACUUGCAAUAUGGAACAGGCCAUUUUAUGUUAUGAAGAGCUUGAAGGAAUUGCCCAAAUCAUACGAUGAAUUCAAGAAGAUGAAAUUGCCCACUAUGCCACCUCUUCCUCCCCAAGUGUUACCAAAAGGAGAUAUGAGCUUGUCUUGGGGUACUUUGCCCACAUUAGAAGAUUUGAAGAAAUUUAUGGAUGACAAUGCUGGCACGUUAGGAAACAGAUGGGCUUCGAUUGAGAAGGAUUCAGCUACAAGUGAAUUACGAAAAGACCAGGCAGCAACUCUGAGUACUGUGGUUCAAGGUUUGAGAGAGGAAAAGUUUAAUGGGAUUGGGAACAGUCAAAGUGAUUCAAGUCUCAAGAAAAUUCAGAGGAAGAGACCCGUAAAAUCUGCUUUUGUCACACAAUAUGGAAAUAUAGUGGGAGGUGGUACAAGUCUAGUGUUGAAUGCUUUGGCUGCAUAUUUGAGAUAUCCGGAGGGUACUUCUCGUGAUGAAUGGCAGGAGGUACAUGAAAAACUGCGUGCAGCUGAAACUCGGGAAGGAGCCUCAUUUGGUGCUCUUUUUGGGUCCGCUCUUCUUCUUGGAAUAAUUUCCAGAAGAAGAGUGUAUUAUGAAGCGAUUGAGUACGAGAAAGAACGAAAUGCUGGAAUUAUAUCGCAUUUUGGAUGCUCAGCAAAAAUGGUUGCUGCAGCAGCGGAUACUGUGUGUUCAAUGGAGUGGUAUACGCUGUUGGCUUUGAAAAGUAAGGCAGCUAGUUUGGGAGGUUCCUCUGUUAGGAUAUGGAGAUGGAAUGGCUAUCUGAUCCAUUAUACACAGAGUGGUGAUGAAGGUCCUGCUCUUCUGCUCGUGCAUGGUUUUGGUGCUUUUUGGAGCCAUUAUCGUGACAAUAUACAUAACAUUGCGGAAGGUGGAAAUCGAGUCUGGGCAUUGACACUCCUGGGGUUCGGUGAAUCAGAAAAACCAAAUAUUGUCUACACUGAAGUUGUGUGGGCUAAGUUGCUGAGAGAUUUCAUAAUUGAAGUAGUGGGAGAACCUGUCCAUCUUGUUGGCAACUCAAUUGGUGGAUAUCUUGUUGCCAUUGUUGCUUGUCUUUGGCCUGCUUUGGCCAAGUCUGUGAUCCUUUUGAACAGUGCUGGCAAUGUUAUUCCUGGCUAUUCUGGUGCACGCCAUUCUGAUGUUAGGCAAACUUCAGGAGCAGCAUGGCUAGGUGCUCGGUUCCUUUCACUGUUCUUGCGUUUGAAUCUGAGGAAAAUAGUGAGAAGUUGCUAUCCAAUUAGAAGUGAUCGUGCAGAUGAGUGGCUUAUCCAGGAGAUGCUGCGAGCAUCUUAUGACCCUGGUGUAGUGGUGGUCCUAGAAAGCAUUUUCAGCUUUGAUCUUUCUGUCCCUCUUAAUUAUCUUUUGCAAGGAUUUGAGAAGAGAGUUCUUGUAUUACAGGGAAUGAAAGAUCCAAUUUCUGAUUCAAAAUCAAGGUUAGAUAUGCUGAGAGAACACUGUGAAGGAAUCAUAAUCAGAGAGUUAGAUGCUGGCCAUUGCCCACAUGAUGAGAAACCAGAGGAAGUCAACUCUAUCAUUCAAGAAUGGGUAGAUACACUUGAGAGUGAAGCACUUACAACUAGCUCACGAAGGUAGAAAUUAUUGUAAAAAGUAGUAUUGUUCUCACUCCAUUCGGUAAUCUGACUGUAACUAAUUCUAUACAUCUACAAGUGCAUGUAUAAUUUGUUAUAGGUUUGAUGUGCACAAUUGGUCUGUAUUGCUGAUUAAGUUUGUAGUUUUCUAUCA